AUGGAGGUAUUGAGCGUUGAAUGGUCGAGUGACAGGCGCUAUCUGGCAUCGGCUUCAAUGGAUAAUACUGUAGUCGUAUGGAAUGCAAAGAAGUUACCGGGUAGGUGA
Messenger RNA from Cooperia oncophora, 108 nucleotides. Lineage: Eukaryota; Metazoa; Nematoda; Chromadorea; Rhabditida; Trichostrongylidae. The record is from the annotation of a GenBank genome assembly.